AUGGACCAUCUCAGCCCAUGCAACACAGCUCCCACUCGUACUCUCACUACCUCCGGCUCCAUCUCCCUAGUCGGCGGUUCUCUGGCGGACUUCUCGUUCAGCCCUUCUACCUCAGACCCCACUAAACCCAACUCGGUGCCUUUUCCUUCUAUGCCCUCGGAGAAGGAGUUGCCCACGCUCGAGUUUUCGUGCUCGGUGUUGAGCAUGUUGGAAGGCCUAGUGAAAGUGAAGAGCACAGAGAGGAGGAUUGGAUCUCUUAACGCAUGUGCCAAGCAAUGUCUCGCUUCCCAGGCAGCCGCACCACUUCAAUUCUCCAACUCCUCGUUGUCUUUCCUCGAGGAAUCCGUCAAGGAGAAGGCCGUCGAGCCCCAAGUCUUCUCCCUCAUGUCAUGCGUCGCCACUAUUCCUCUCCCCGUACUGGAAGAGGACCGUGCCUCAGAGGAAAGCACCUUAACCGCUUCGCCGGAGCUCGACGACGAAGCCUUCGCGAACUUCAGGGUGCCCUUCGUGGUCCCUACAUCCACCUCCGAGGACACUUUCGCCUCAGGCACCUUAACCGCCUCACCGGCGCUCGACGACGAAGCCUUCGCGACCUUCAGGAUGCCCCUCGACGAUGCUAUGCCAAUCGUCACCCUCGAGCCUCCCACCCCGGCCCUUACGGCCAGCCCCACGUCAACUGUCCUCACUGCGAGCCCCACGUCGACCAUAUUCGCCUUCCCAAGCGCUACCCAGUCUCUCCUCCUGCCGGGCUCCAGCUUGUCUCUCGGUGACCUCCCCCUCGGUGAUGUCUCCUUCAUCAGUGUCGCCAGCAUUGCUCUUCUGGUACCGGAAAGGAACUGGGCCCCCGAGGAAAGCACCUUAACCGCCUCACCGGCGCUCGACGACGAAGCUUUCGCGAGCUUCAGGAUGGACCUCGAGGACCCGACACCCGUCGUCACUCUGGAGCCUCCCACCCCGGUCCUCACCGCCAGCCCCACAUCAACCAUCUUCGCCUUCCCAAGCGCCACCCAGUCUCUCCUCCUCCCGGGCUCCAGCUUGUCCCUUGGUGACCUCUCGCUCCCCCUUGGUGAUGUGUCCUUCAUCAGCGUCGCCGCCAUCGCUCUCCCCGUACCGGAAGAGAAGAACCGUGCCUCCGAGGAAGGGAUGUUGACCACCUCACCGGCGCUCGACGACGAAGCCUUCGCGAACUUCAGGCUGCCCCUCGACGGUCCCAGCUCUACGCCCACGGUCGCCAUCACCGUCGACCCUCCCACCCCCGUCCUUACACUUACCGCCAGCCCCACCUCAACCAUCUUCGCCUUCCCAAGCGCGACCCAAUCUCUCCUCCUCCUCCCGCUCCCGGAGCCCAGCCCCUCAAACUCCCUCGCAGACCUCUCCUUCGCCGACGUCGACAUCUCCUUCAUCUCUUCGCUCGGUCUUAUCUCUCCCGAAGCACAGAAAGAGAUCGACGAAGCGGACGAGAGGUUGGAGAGUCUUCUCGCUGGGACCAAAGCCGAGAUUACGGGAUGCUUCCCACCCAUCAAGGCACUGGCGCACGAUUGGGACUUGGAGGAGGGCGAGUUUGCUCUGUUCGAGUAUAAUCUCGUCUCGAUGGCGUGUUCGCACCCGGAGUUUGGGUUCCUCUGCGAUAUCAUCGAGGAGCAUGAGGACAACGUCGACAUCGAGGGUGAAUAUGAGCAGAAGGUGUCAGAGUAUGAGCAGGAGAAGGAGGAGGAGGAGGAGAAGGGGAUCGUGGGAUUGGCGCACGAUUGGGACUCGGAGGGCGAGUUCGCUCUGUUCGAGUAUAACCUCAUCUCGAGGGAAUGUUCGCACCCGGAGCUUGAGAUGCUCUGGUAUAUCGCCGAGGAGGACGAGGGCGAGUAUGAGUAUGAGAGUGAGGACGAGGACGAGGAGUGGGUUAAGGAAAUGGCGUUUUUCGAGGAUGAGGACGAGGAUGAGUAUGAGUAUGAGGACGAGGAUGAGGAGUGGGUUAAGGAGAUGGCGUUUUUCGAGGAGGAUGAGGACGAGGACGACGAGUGGGUGAAGGAGAUGGAAGGCAACGUUUCGUUGUACGACCCCAUCCUCGAAGAAGUCGACUGGAUGAUGACGCCGACGAUGAUGCAGGACGACGACAUGAGGAGUUUGAGGAGAGGGAUGGAGGAAGGGAAGGAUGAAGGGAGAGACGGGCCGUGUAUGCAGAUGGGGGACGCCCUGCCUGUGUAUGCGGCUUCGCAUAUGCCUGAUGGGGACGCCCUGACGGUGUGCGCCGUGGUCUCUGAGGAGGAAUGGCUGUGGUCGGUGUUGGGACUGUGGAAGGAUGAGAUAUGUGGCUCAACAUUACCAACGCCCUCCUUCGCACCAGUCGCAAUCCCAACUUCCGCAUUCAUCGCCACCCUCGCCCCUGCUUCUACCUCCAACUUCCCAUCUCCCACGCCGUCAUCGCCUCCCACACAAAUCGCACAAAUAUGGCCUCCUCCAACGGACCGCAGCUAUCGCAACUCCGUACAUCAAAUCACGGGCAACACACCCUUGGUCGUCCUGUCGCUAUUUCUACAACACAAAAGCAUAUUCUACAAAAGCACAAGAACCGUCUCGAUACUCGCACGAAAAGGCGACACUCGCUAA
Molecule: messenger RNA, 2604 nt
Organism: Stereum hirsutum FP-91666 SS1
Lineage: Eukaryota; Fungi; Basidiomycota; Agaricomycetes; Russulales; Stereaceae
Exons: 5
Coding region: 1-2604 (867 amino acids)
Source: RefSeq, a predicted model, not a curated record